AUGGGUUUCUCAGAGACUUUCAGCGACUUCUUAUCCUCAUUCUCUCUUCCCGAAUUACACGCCGAAGCUCCACAAAAAGACGAACAGGAUCAAGGCGAGGAAAAAGGAGAAGACUCUGAGAGCAAUGAGGAAAGUGGAGAUGGCGAGGCCGAGGGUGGCGAAGAAGAGUCAGGAGAGGGUGGAGAGGACGGAGGCGAGGAGGAAGAGGAAGAGGAGGAAGAGGAGGAGGAAGAGCCCGUGGAUAUGAAGCCUCAAUUAGAAGAAGGUACGUAG
This is a messenger RNA of Bacidia gigantensis, 273 nucleotides long. RefSeq lists its product as uncharacterized. NCBI's taxonomy places the organism in Eukaryota, Fungi, Ascomycota, Lecanoromycetes, Lecanorales, Ramalinaceae. Bases 1 to 273 code for a protein of 90 amino acids. The record is from RefSeq and is a predicted model, not a curated record. The transcript has a single exon.